AUGAACCAGAGCCCGGCGUUCGGGCCCCGGAGGGGAGGCUCUCUCCCCGCCGCGGCCGGGGCCGGGGCGCGGCGCAACGAGAGCCAGGACUAUCUGCUCAUGGACUCGGAGCUGGGAGACGACGGCUGCUCGCAGCCCCCCUGUGACUACUACCCUUGCUUCCGGGGCACUGACAACAGACUGGCUCACCGGCGGCAGACAGUUCUCCGUGAGAAGGGGAGAAGGUUAGCGAACCGAGGGCCAGCUUACAUGUUUAGUGAUCGCUCAACAAGCCUAUCUAUUGAGGAGGAACGCUUUUUAGAUGCAGCUGAAUAUGGCAACAUUCCAGUGGUGCGGAAGAUGUUAGAAGAAUGCCUCUCACUCAACGUUAACUGUGUGGAUUACAUGGGCCAGAAUGCCCUGCAGUUGGCAGUGGCCAACGAGCAUUUGGAAAUUACAGAACUUCUUCUCAAGAAAGAAAACCUGUCUCGAGUUGGGGAUGCCUUGCUUCUAGCCAUUAGUAAAGGUUAUGUUCGCAUUGUGGAAGCAAUUCUUGGUCAUCCAGCUUUUGCUGAAGGCAAGAGGCUAGCCACCAGCCCCAGUCAGUCUGAACUCCAGCAGGAUGAUUUUUAUGCUUAUGAUGAAGAUGGGACACGGUUCUCCCAUGAUGUAACUCCAAUCAUCCUGGCUGCACACUGCCAAGAAUAUGAAAUUGUGCAUAUCCUCCUGCGGAAGGGUGCUCGGAUUGAACGACCUCAUGAUUAUUUCUGCAAGUGCAGUGAAUGCAACCAGAAACAGAAGUAUGAUUCCUUUAGCCACUCAAGAUCUAGGAUUAAUGCCUAUAAAGGCUUGGCAAGUCCUGCUUACCUGUCAUUGUCCAGUGAAGAUCCAGUCAUGACAGCCUUAGUACUUAGCAAUGAGCUGGAAGUGCUGGCCAACAUUGAGAAAGAGUUCAAGCUCUCUCUAGCUCCUGAAAGCCUAAAUUCCGAACCACUACCUUAUAUUGCCUGUGGACAACAUACGCACUUCCACAUCAGAAAGACUGUCCUCGUGACCCCGGGGAUAGAGAAUGACUACAAAAAACUGUCAAUGCAAUGCAAAGAUUUUGUUGUUGGACUCCUUGAUCUGUGCAGAAAUACCGAAGAAGUAGAGGCCAUUCUGAAUGGGGAUGUUGAGAUGCGCCAUAACGGUGGAGACCAUGGUCGUCCAAAUCUCAGCCGUUUAAAACUUGCCAUUAAAUAUGAAGUAAAAAAAUUCGUAGCUCAUCCAAACUGCCAGCAGCAGCUUCUCUCCAUAUGGUAUGAGAAUCUUUCUGGUUUACGGCAGCAGACCAUGGCAGUCAAGUUUCUUGUCGUCCUCGCUGUUGCCAUUGGACUGCCCUUCCUGGCUCUCAUCUACUGGUUUGCCCCGUGCAGCAAGAUGGGGAAGAUAAUGCGUGGUCCAUUCAUGAAGUUUGUAGCACACGCCGCCUCCUUCACUAUUUUUCUGGGACUGCUAGUCAUGAAUGCAGCUGACAGAUUUGAAGGCACCAAACUCCUUCCUAAUGAAACCAGCACAGAUAAUGCAAAACAGCUGUUUAGGAUGAAAACAUCCUCCUUCUCAUGGAUGGAGAUGCUCAUUAUAUCCUGGGUAAUAGGAAUGAUAUGGGCUGAAUGUAAAGAAAUUUGGACUCAAGGCCCCAAAGAAUACUUGUUUGAAUUGUGGAAUAUGCUUGAUUUUGGCAUGUUAGCCAUCUUUGCAGCGUCAUUCAUUGCAAGAUUCAUGGCAUUUUGGCAUGCUUCCAAAGCCCAGAGCAUCAUUGAUGCAAAUGAUACUUUGAAGGACUUGGCCAAAGUUACAUUGGGAGACAAUGUGAAAUACUACAAUUUGGCUAGGAUAAAGUGGGACCCCUCUGAUCCUCAAAUCAUAUCUGAAGGUCUUUAUGCAAUUGCUGUGGUUUUAAGUUUCUCCAGAAUAGCUUAUAUUUUACCAGCAAAUGAAAGCUUUGGACCUCUACAGAUAUCACUUGGAAGAACAGUGAAAGACAUCUUUAAGUUUAUGGUCAUAUUUAUCAUGGUGUUUGUGGCCUUUAUGAUUGGAAUGUUCAACCUCUACUCCUACUACCGUGGUGCAAAACAAAAUGAAGCCUUUACAACAGUUGAGGAGAGUUUUAAGACAUUGUUCUGGGCAAUAUUUGGACUUUCUGAAGUGAAAUCAGUGGUCAUCAACUAUAAUCACAAAUUCAUUGAAAACAUUGGUUAUGUUCUUUAUGGAGUCUAUAAUGUUACAAUGGUCAUUGUUUUGCUAAAUAUGUUAAUUGCAAUGAUCAACAGUUCAUUCCAGGAGAUUGAGGAUGAUGCUGAUGUGGAGUGGAAAUUUGCAAGGGCCAAACUAUGGUUUUCCUACUUUGAGGAGGGAAGAACUCUACCUGUUCCCUUCAACCUGGUGCCAAGCCCAAAGUCCCUAUUUUAUCUCUUACUGAAGCUUAAAAAAUGGAUUUCUGAACUGUUCCAGGGUCAUAAAAAAGUUUUCCAGGAGGAUGCAGAGAUGAACAAGAGAAAUGAAGAGAAGAAAUUUGGAAUUUUAGGAAGUCACGAAGACCUUUCAAAAUUGUCAUUUGACAAAAGACAGCUUGGACACAGUAAGCAAUCUAGUAUAAGGAGCUCGGAAGAUUUCCAUUUAAAUAGCUUCAAUAAUCCUCCAAGACAAUAUCAGAAAAUAAUGAAGAGGCUCAUUAAAAGAUACGUACUGAAAGCCCAGAUAGAUAAGGAGAGUGAUGAAGUGAAUGAAGGAGAACUGAAGGAAAUUAAACAGGACAUCUCAAGUCUGCGCUAUGAACUCCUUGAAGAAAAAUCUCACAAUACAGAAGACUUAGCAGAACUUAUUAGAAAACUUGGGGAGAAAUUAUCAAUGGAACCACAUCAAGAAGAAAGCAACAGAUAAUGCAAAGACUUCCUUAGAAAUUCAUAUUUAUUUGUCCACUUGAAGCCAUAUUAUUUUCAGAUUUAUUUUUUUAAGUACCAAUAUGCCCUCCUUUUCAACAAGGAAAAGUUGAGAUAACUUGGGUCAUUCUAUCAUACUGAACGCUAAUAUUCAAUAUUUUUGGUGAUUAAAUUUCAUUGUUCAGGUGAAAGUUUGCAGACUGUGAUGAGAAUUAUGACCAUUUGUUUGGUGCUUGUUUUAUAAGCUGCUUUCUCGGAUGUAACUAUCGUGAUGAUGUCAUUGCCUCGUAGCAUAGGCCUCGGAAUCUUCUCUGCUCAUAGGCAGACCCAGCGCUCCCUGUGUGGUACUUCUCCUGAAGGUGAUUUCAGGCACCUUCUUGCCUGCUCCGUGGGUCUUCUGCUGGUGACUUCUAGCCCUGAAAUUUGGGGAAAAAAUAAUCUAUGGCUGAUCAGAGAAUGUGGUUUAAUCACCUUUCCUGCUUAGCCCCCAAAUAAUGUGAUUCUUGUGUGCAAAAAUGGGCUUAAAUUUUUCCCAAAUUUUCUGGUUCAUCCCUUUGAAAACAUUACACUGAACAGUGAAAAAGUAUUUCCCCACUUAACCCUGGAAAUUUGUUCCGGUUGUGGGUGUCUGUGCACGUGUGCGCGCGUGUGCAUGAAAUGUUUGCAGCUAAUGUGGACACGUGAAAGCUCUUUGUUAAAAUUUUUUAUAGUAACUGAAAAGGUACUGGAGAAGUAAGAGCCCUUUAUUGGAGAUGUAUCAAAGGCACAAAAAAAAAAAAAAAUGUGGCUGUUUGGGCCAAUCAUAGCACAAUUUUGUGCCAUUUGGGCAUUGGCAGAUGUAUUCUCACAUGUGGCUAUUGAACGUAAAGAGGGAAAAAUAAAAGUAUGGGAACUAGCAAUAAUUAUCUCCCUCUCUCAGUAUGUUCUAAACCCCUCCCAAAGUAUAAAAAAUAGGAAUUUGCAUUCCUGAGCAUUUGUCAAGAGGGUGUUGUUACUUUCUGAUGAUGUGAGGCAAUAUCUGAAACAUCUAAGAGAGAAAUGAAGUUUCAUCUGUUCAACUGCCCAAAGACUAUCGAAUUUAGAUGAUGCUGGUCAUUAUCUGGAAACCCUAGUGGCGUGGUGGUUAAGAGCUACAGCUGCUAACCAAAAGGUCAGCAGUUUGGAUCCACCAGGCUCUCCUUGGAAACCGUAUGGGGCAGUUCUACUCUGUCCUGUAGGGUCGCUAUGAGUCGGAAUCGACUCAACAGCAACGGGUUUUUAAUGGGCGUUACCUGAAAGUGCUGCUUUAAAUUCAACAAAGAGAGGCUUUGAAUGCAAAUUUUUAGCUUCAUUUUAAAGACUAACUGGCCACAGAAAGUCCUUUUAGCCUCAACCUUGACUUAGUUUAAAUCAAAGAACCUUUAUGUAACCAGAUCAGAAAAUAUGGCUGGAAGUUUUUAUUCAGCAAUUUUGUUUUUGUGGGUAUUGCUUAUUGGGAAGUUACUUACUGAGGCAGGGAAGGUCUGUUUGCAAAUGUUUUGUGACAAUAUUUGAAUCAGAAGUUGUAAAAAUCACCCUCAUACCAAAUGCACUUUCAGAAAAUUAAUAUAACCGAACAUUCACAAAAUCUGUGUCCUGUGCCAUACAAGAGCUUUGCCUUCAUGCCGAGGACAAUUCUAUGAUAGCACAUGGGCUCGAUCCAAAAUAUUCUAGAAGAGAUAUUCAGAUCCCUGGGUGUCUUUUUUAAGUUGGAUUGACUUGACAAGUUAUGAAGCUUAGGGAAAUGUCAAGGCAUGACCAUGAGUUCUUCAGUAAAGGGCAAUACCCUACAAGAUACCUGUUAUUGUUCAAAAUCAGUAUGCCCUGAAGUCAAUGAAUUUUCCUCAAAGUGCAGCUGAGAUGGCAUCCCCUAAUCUUACUUUAAUUGGAAGAUGAAAGAGAAUCCAUCAUAUUUGAAGGAAGGUUUUUAAAAUUCCAACAAGAGCUUAAUAAAGCAUAUUGUC
Trichechus manatus latirostris (Florida manatee) is the source of this 4882-nucleotide messenger RNA. It is a transcript of the gene TRPC6, whose product is annotated as transient receptor potential cation channel subfamily C member 6. Lineage: Eukaryota; Metazoa; Chordata; Mammalia; Sirenia; Trichechidae. Gene Ontology annotation, cellular component: cation channel complex; plasma membrane. The transcript has 14 exons. The coding region runs from base 1 to 2901 and encodes 966 amino acids. The record is from RefSeq and is a predicted model, not a curated record. Gene Ontology annotation, biological process: single fertilization; calcium ion transmembrane transport; regulation of cytosolic calcium ion concentration. Gene Ontology annotation, molecular function: protein binding; inositol 1,4,5 trisphosphate binding; store-operated calcium channel activity.